AUGGAUUUUGAUCUUUCGGUAUUAACAAAGCCAGGACGGCUACACUUUGGAGCUAUCCAAGCUGAGAUUUACCGAGCUCCUGAAGUCAUUCUUGAUUCUGGUUAUACCUUUUCGGCUGAUAUAUGGAGUUUGGGUGUCCUUGUAUGUAUAACCACUUGCUAACAGGAAAUCUUGUUGAAAACAAACUAACACUACCGUUCAUAAGCUCUGGGAUUUAUUAGAGAGAAAACGUCUGUUCGACCCACACACACCUGAAAAGCCGGACGAAUACGAUGAUGCGGUACACCUUGCCCAAAUAACAAGCUUACUUAGUUACCCACCUGGUAGUCUUGUUUCUAGUGGACGGAGGAGUUCUAGGUUCUACGACGACAAUAGUGAGUUCCAUUUGCACCAUCAAUCAGAACGUCUAAGUGACAAGUAUAGACCCGGAAAUUCCGAAAGGCUCUCAGCCACUUUCCCGUAAUGUCAGCUUUGAGGGUAGUAUUAACCAGAUCAAGGGCGAGGAGAAGAGCAGGUUCAUAAGUUUUGUGAAGAGAAUGAUCAAAUGGAAACCAGAGGAAAGAAGCACCGCGAAAGAAUUGCUCGGAGAUCCUUGGCUGUACGAGGACUUCCCCCAAGAUUAA
This is a messenger RNA of Clonostachys solani, 623 nucleotides long. Lineage: Eukaryota; Fungi; Ascomycota; Sordariomycetes; Hypocreales; Bionectriaceae. The record is from the annotation of a GenBank genome assembly.